CGGGAGUUGUAGUUCGGGUAUGUGGAUUCAUGCUUGGCUUCAUUUCCCACUGAUUCAUAUUGUUGAGGAAGAAGAAAGUCGCUUCUUGUAGUAGAACAAUUUGAUAUAUUAUUAUAAAGACUCUUAUUUGGCAAUGGAGGCUCCCCCAGUCACCACCAUGCCUGUGUCCGGAGGGACGAUCAAUAUGAUGGAGUAUUUACUGCAAGGUAGUAUCCUUGAUCAGGGUCUAGAAAGCCUUCUUCACCGAUUACGUGGCUUAUGUGAUAACAUGGAGCCAGAAACCUUCUCUGACCAUGAAAGUGUGUACCUCCUCAAGGGCCAACAGGCCAGCCCAUUUGUUCUACGUGCACGUCGACCUCUUGACCGUCCAGGAGCUCCAUGGCAUCUCCGCUACUUAGGACAACCUGAAGCAGGAGAUCGAAGUCGUCAUGCCCUUGUUCGGAAUUGUGUUGAUAUUGCCACCUCUGAUGUUCUUCCAGAAUUCCUUCAGGAGAUGGGUUUUCGGAUGGACCAUGAGUUUGUGGCAAGGGGCCACUUGUUUCGGAAAGGGGUUAUGAAGAUUGCAGUCUACAAAGUUUUCCGUGUACUAGUGGCAGGAGCAGCAGAAGGAGCCGAACCAUUAUCUCUCUCUUACCUGGUUGAGCUUAGUGCUGUGGCUCCAGCUGGACAGGACACAAUAGCAGAUGAAGUUAGGAGUUUUGCAGAGCAGCUCAGGCCUCUCGUGCAACUUGAGAAGAUUGACCCUAAACGCUUAAUGUGAAGAGGACAAUAUAAGAGUGUACAGGACGCUGCCAUUGAGUUGAAAAGACUACAUUGCAGCUUAUUUUGUAUCCAGUGUCAGGGUUAAACUGACAAGCAGGAAAGAGGUCAUAAUGCCUAACUUUUCCACUGUCCGGUAUCUGUGUCACAGGUGGGUUUACAAGUCAGCACUCAAUGAAGAACCUUAUCAGAUAAUAGGCAAGUGCCAUUUUUCUCUGGACAUUUGU
Molecule: messenger RNA, 986 nt
Organism: Pelobates fuscus (common spadefoot toad)
Lineage: Eukaryota; Metazoa; Chordata; Amphibia; Anura; Pelobatidae
Gene: MED18
Product: mediator complex subunit 18
Exons: 3
Coding region: 134-760 (208 amino acids)
Biological process (GO): regulation of transcription by RNA polymerase II; termination of RNA polymerase II transcription
Cellular component (GO): mediator complex; core mediator complex
Molecular function (GO): transcription coregulator activity
Source: RefSeq, a predicted model, not a curated record